Molecule: messenger RNA, 1248 nt
Organism: Durio zibethinus
Lineage: Eukaryota; Viridiplantae; Streptophyta; Magnoliopsida; Malvales; Malvaceae
Product: 28 kDa ribonucleoprotein, chloroplastic-like
Biological process (GO): chloroplast rRNA processing
Cellular component (GO): chloroplast thylakoid membrane
Molecular function (GO): mRNA binding
Source: RefSeq, a predicted model, not a curated record
UACACCCUUCACUCACUCUCUAAUCCUCAAAGAAACCACUGUUUCAAAACUCCAAGAAAACCUGAACACCAAACUCAAACUGAACUAAUUUGGUUUCUCCUCAUGGCUCUGCUUCGCCUUCCCCACCAAUCUUCUCUCUUCUCUCUCCAACAUAAACCUCAAACUCAGUGUAAUAACUUUAACUACAUCCAAAACAUUUCUUCAAUUUGUUUUCUCCCUCCAUUGUCUCCUCUCACUAAUACUCUUCGCUUGAAAGCUACACGAUUUAGCAGUUUCAUCCUCCAUUUUUCUACCGCUACUCAAGACCCAGCUCUAAAUGUAAAAGAACAACAACAACAAGAGGAGUUCUCGAAAACUAGAUUGAUUGCCCAGAACGUGCCUUGGAAUUGUACCACUGAAGACAUUCGUUCUUUGUUCGAGAAACACGGCACAGUCGUAGAUGUUGAGCUCUCUAUGCAUAACAAGAUCAGAAAUAGGGGAUUGGCAUUUGUUUCUAUGGCUUCGCCUGAAGAGGCUCUUGCGGCUCUCAAUAAUCUCGAAUCAUAUGAAUUAGAGGGUCGUACUUUAAGGCUCAAUUAUGCUAAACCUAGGAAGAAGAAAGCUGCUCCGCCUGAGAAGCCCAAGCCAGUGCCAGCAUUCAACUUGUUUGUGGCAAAUCUUUCAUAUGAAGCAAGAGCUAAACAUCUUAAAGAGUUUUUCAGUUCUGAGGGUGCUAAUGUUGUUUCUGCUGAAGUUAUAUUUCAUGAGAAUCCUAGAAAGUCUUCUGGGUAUGGCUUUGUCUCAUUCAAAUCCAAGAAAGAGGCUGAUGCAGCCAUGUCUGCUUUCCAAGGGAAGAUGUUUAUGGGAAGACCAAUUCGGGUGCAACGUAGUAGACAAUUUGUUAAAGUUCAAUCAGAAGACAGUUCACAGUCUGAUGAUAAAUCAACUGAGCUGAACUAUAAGUUGGAACAAGCAACCGGUAACGAAAAUUGAAUUGAUAAUGCACAGAGCAAUGAGAUUUUAUUGGUUGUUAUUCUGUAAGUAAGGUUCUUAAAUUCUGUGAUGACAUUAGGAAUAUAGCUGUACACCAAUACAUGAAUGUUUCAGUCAUUUGAGCUCUGUGUUAUUUUUUAUGGUCCUUUGAGUAAAUUGAGUAUUCUGUGGCAAUAUAAACGCUAUUGUUCAAUCAAAACAAGUACUAGUUGGGUAAUUGGCUCUUUUAUAGGCUCAAUUCUGAUCCUGUCUAUUCUCAUUUUAUCAACUGCUGUU